Cydia pomonella (codling moth) is the source of this 1486-nucleotide messenger RNA. RefSeq lists its product as uncharacterized. Bases 337 to 1401 code for a protein of 354 amino acids. The transcript has 2 exons. NCBI's taxonomy places the organism in Eukaryota, Metazoa, Arthropoda, Insecta, Lepidoptera, Tortricidae. The record is from RefSeq and is a predicted model, not a curated record.
AUCGCAUGUGAUUUACAAAUACAUUGCGGCAUUAGGUCGAUCGAUUGAAUUCAUUGUUUCUGCUGACUACUGGCUACAGCAAUCACCUAAAAUCGCAUGCCAUUUGUAGCAACGUCUGUAGAAGCCUUUCCUGCACCCUACAAAGUGAUUAAAAAAAACAUAGUCGUAGCAUUAAAAUGCGUCAUAAAUGGCAGUUUGGCCAUACAACCUUAGUCUAUUAUUUUCAACAAGACAAAAUAAAGCGCGUUCGAAAUUUGAAUUAAACAUGUUUAUGCUUUGAUUUUCGAGCUUUUCGGCGCAAUGUGAAUGUUGCUCUAAGGUUAAUUAUUAACGAAAAUGGACGAAUUUAUUCAAGAUUCAAGUUUAUUUGAAGAUAUUUAUAGUCAAUAUGAUGAGAAGAAUGACUUUGACAAGUGUGUCGAAAAAUAUCAAAAUGAUUUGUCGUCAAAUACGAAUAAAACAAAAGUAACUUUGGCGAAAGAUAAUCUAAAACAAAGCAAUUGCGAAACAAAUGUUGCACCUCAAGCAAAAAUCGUACCGGUUUUCGGUAGAAAACGAAAUAAACCCAAUGAUGAACAGAAGAAGCCAAAAAAGUUUAUCGUACCAACGAAAAGUAACGUCGAUUCUCAAAUGGAAAAUGGUUUAAACAAAACAGAAAAUGAAGAUUUAAAACAGGACGCCCAAAAUAUUAUUGAAACUACUGAAAAUUACACAAAUUCUCAAAAAUCUUUAAAGGAUAAUGUUAAUUUUGGCGCCACAGCUUUACCAUCGUGCGAUCAUACAAAUAUAGAUGUUUAUCAUAAUGAUUCUAAUGUUAUUCAAUCUCAGUGUUCGACCAAUAUUUUUAAUUCUCAAUAUUUGGUGGUUUCAGACAAUAAAAAAACCAAGCCUGUUCGAAAAGCUUCAAAUUUAGGGGGUUUUAUUUUAAAUUCAAUCAAUCUGCUCAAUGACGAAGAGAUACUCUCUCAAAAUUCUACUCAAGAGAGCUUUCAUUCUGAGAAAUCCUUAACUUUCCUAUCGCGUAACAAUUCCAUAUGUUCCGUAGUGUCUUUAGGCAAAACUUACAAAGAUAUGGAUAUCAAGAGUUUCACAGAAAAUCCUCAACAAUUAGUAACAAUGAACAUAGAGCAUAAAAUACCUGAUCAAGACGAAUUUAUCAAACUUUUUGUCACACAAAAUACUCAAAAUAAACGAAAUAAUGUUGUUAUGAGCACUGAGUUUGGUGAUAUGGGUUUCAACGUAUUCUUUGCUAACCAUAUUAAAGAAUUUGGCAAUGAUAUGUUCAUUUGCGACCAACUAAAAUAUUCUAAAAUACAAAAUGAUAGUGCAGUUACGCGUGAUAUGAUUUUGAAAAUGUAUGAAGAAGAAAAUUCACUGUUAUUAAAUAAGAUGAAAAAGUGAAACAGCUUAGUUUAUUUACAUGUAUAAUUAAUUAUUAUAAUACCUUAAUGGAAUAUUGUAAGAAGAUAAUAAACUAUAGAUUAUU